Racocetra persica is the source of this 684-nucleotide messenger RNA. The record is from the annotation of a GenBank genome assembly. NCBI's taxonomy places the organism in Eukaryota, Fungi, Glomeromycota, Glomeromycetes, Diversisporales, Gigasporaceae.
AUGCUUGAGGCUACAUUUGCCAGGUCAUCAUUGUUUAAACGAAUAAUCAAAUCAACCAAAGAACUUGUAAAUGAUGUAAAUUUUCGAUUUACGGAAUCAGGUAUAGAGUUCAGUGCCAUGGAUGGGUCACAUAUUUCAUUCAUCUCGGUUUACCUUGAUUAUGACGAUUUCCAAGAUUAUACCUGUGAACGAGAGAUAACAAUCGGCAUUAGCCUUAUAACAUUAGACAAGGUAUUAAAUCGAGCGGGUGACAAUGAUACCUUAACCCUGAAACUUAAAGAAAAUACUACUGAUAGGUUAUAUGUGAUAUUUAUAAAUUCUGACAAUAGUAAAGAGACCAAAUAUGAGAUCAGAUUACUUGAUAUCGACCAGAAGCAAAUUGAUAUACUAGCAGUUGUAUACAAUGUAUUUAUUGAAAUGUCAUCCAGUGAGUUUAAAAGAAUAUGCCAAGAUCAAACAAUCACAGGAGAUCACCUAACCAUAACUACUAAUCAAGAAACAGGGGUUGUGAAUUUAAAUACGAAGAAUGAUAUUAACAUCAGGUGUACAACUAAACUAGAAAAAAAUGAUAGCAUUAUGAAUGAUAAGAUAACGAUCACAAUAGGAGAAAAUAUCAACAUGUCAUUUUCCCUAAAAUAUCUGAUAAGUUUCACCAAGACAUCUAUAUUGUCUCAACGAGUAAAG